This is a messenger RNA of Priapulus caudatus, 2047 nucleotides long. Its product is annotated as lipid phosphate phosphatase-related protein type 5-like. The transcript is spliced from 9 exons. Gene Ontology annotation, biological process: signal transduction; phospholipid metabolic process; phospholipid dephosphorylation. The record is from RefSeq and is a predicted model, not a curated record. Gene Ontology annotation, molecular function: phosphatidate phosphatase activity. NCBI's taxonomy places the organism in Eukaryota, Metazoa, Priapulida, Priapulimorpha, Priapulimorphida, Priapulidae. The coding region runs from base 150 to 1358 and encodes 402 amino acids.
UGCACACAUUCCGUUACACUAACGUUGAAGGAAGCACAGCAGAACAAUGGAUCGACGUAAACAAGACCUACCCAUACGAUCGCGCAUAUGAUCGCGGGGGACGAAGCAACGAGAGAGCGCUCGACGAAUCGCCGAGGACCAGCCACCAGAUGAAGGAGUAUCAGCCACGCGGUCAGGCGCCACCGCCCCAGCAACGCAACACCGCCCCGCCGCCGCUGCGUCUGCCAGUCGACAAUGAUGUGUACGCGCCGGAACCGGUGGAGGAACCGGAAGUCGCGCAGCCGAACUAUUACGUCAUCGUCGUGUUUGUCGUGGAGCUGCUGCUGCUUGGUGGAGUCUGCGCGCUCGCCUGCAUCCUCAGGUUCACAGACAAAUUUACGCUCAGAAGUACCACGUUCAGCUGUUUCGACACUGCUUUAAUGAGUCCAUAUAUUAUACCCGAUGACUCUAAUAUUUACAUACCUGACUUAGUUUUAUAUUUGGUGGGCUUUUUACUACCUCCCGUCUUGAUCGUCACAGCAGAGCUGUUUAUCAUGUGGGCUUCCACGAUGCCGCAGAAGACAAUACACGUGUUCUCACCAGAGUGCAAUCUGCCGCAAGUGGUACGCCGCAUUAUAAGAAACGUUGGCAUGUUCUUGCUCGGAGCGCUAGUGACGGCAAUAUUGACAGACAUGUUGAAAGUGACUAUCGUACGUCCGCGCCCAUACUUUCUCUCCGUUUGCGAACCAGCAAACUGCGUCAGUGGCAGCGGCAAUUACACGAUGUGCAAAGAUGACGUAGACGCCGAUUUGCUGAGGGAGGCAAGAAUGUCAUUUCCGUCGUUCUGGGCCGCAUUUUCCAUGUACUGCGCCAUCUUUGCAUCGAUAUACGUACACAGCGUGAUGGCGGUGCACGGCGUGCGGCUGCUGCGUCCCAUCGUCGUCUUCGCUCUCUUCAGCCUCUCUCUAAUGUGCGGUGUCGUCAGACUGCAGGAUCAUCGUAACUACCCUGGCGACGUCGCCGCCGGCUUUCUGCUGGGAUUCUUCGUCGCGCUGUACCUGGGUUACUUCUGCCUCGACUGCUUCAAGGAAAACCACAAGCAUCGCCUUCUGGAAGCCAUCGAAGACAAACGCGACGACGACGACGACGGCGAUGUCGAAACCAACGCCAAGCACGCGUCGGUGCUGGCGAAUACGCACGCUGAGUACGAGGACGUGUUGCCGGCCGACGACAAGCGGCAAUCGGCCGAUGCCCGCUACGAGCAAAUGCGCGCCCCCUACCAAUCAUCGCAGCCGGAAUACUCGCGCGGGUCGAGCCGACAGGAGUACGACAACUACGGCGGCGACGUCGGCUACAAGCAGGAUGCGCGCUACUUCUGAGAAGCAAAGAUGGCGACGGCGGAGUCGCGCGCGUGCGAGCGCCAACGCACGAUGGGUCACGUUGCAAUGGUCGGUAAUCGUGUUGCGAGAAGAUGUCAUACUGUAAGCGCGUGGAAUUGUUAGUGGGAGUCGCGUAUGAAAUGCAGAGCGAGCAGAGACACAUGAUGGAAUAGCUAGUAUCGUAUAAUAUAAACUAUAUACGCGUAGACGAUGCGCACGCAGCGCACGCAAGCUUGCACGAGGCGCAUGCCUGGUCUAAUAAAUAUCUAAGUAUUCAUUCAUAUUUGUGUGAACAGCAAGGUAGACGAAUCACAUUAUCGAAACAGACUCAACGCUUCUUAGAAAUCAAUACCCGUAAAUAGUAUGUAGAAUACUGAUAAAAAAAGGAGCCUACGAAAAUGCUUAAUUUAUUAUGUAAUCAGAAAAAACGGAAGAUUUUCCGGGUAGAAUUACGUAAAACUGCUUUAUUAUAAUAUUGACCAUAUAAAGCACAACGCCUGACGUCAUAUUAUGUUAUAAUAUUAUGAAUUAACGAUGUUUAAACUAUUGCCGUUGAUCGCACAUAGUGUUGGUAAGACGAAUAACUCAUUACAUGCGAUGCUCAUUUACGAAAGAUUAUGAUAAAAACACCAACUCUAUCAGAAAAACAACAGUAUUGCCCCUUAGGAGCGUCAUAUUGCCACAUAGUA